AUGCUGAGCUCUUUUUGUUUAAAUAUUUUUUUUUUUUUUAUGAUUUUUUUUUCUUUUUGCGUGGGCGUCCGUAUGGACGGCAGCGGAAAACGAAUGGAUGGUGUCUUCAAUGUUAAUGGCCAAGAGGAAUCACGAAAGCUUGUUGUUGUGAACUGCAGCCAGACACGGUAUCAUGUCGUGCGGGCGGCGGCUGUAGCGCUGGGGUGGUACGUGGAAGAUGAGGGCCGCCGCGAUGUUCCCGCCCGUUUCCAUGGAGUGGCGCUGCGGAGAGAUAUGCAGGCGGUCAUCAAACGUCUUUUAUCACGGGGCCUGUCGUAUGAUGCAGGCAGCAGCCCACAAAUUCAGUGGCUGGACAAGAGUGUGAUAUCUUCACGUGUUGCUGCGUUGUUUUGCCGUCACCGUGUAAACCACUUUCCCGGUAUGCAUGUAGUUGCCCGUAAGGCGGUGCUGUUCAAGCGGCUUAUGCGCAUCCGACGACGGGUGAGGGCUUCUUCACUUCUCGCCACAUCUAUGCGUGCAUUUCCCUGGAGCUUCUCCGCGUCAACGGAGCUGCCCCAGCUGGAGCGGUUUCUCUGUGCUCGACAGGAGCAGCAGUCAUCGGAUGGCGAGCCUUUUUUUAUCCUGAAGCCGAACAAGGGAUGCCAGGGGAAGGGAAUUAUUUUGACACCCGAACCACUCGAGGCGCUCGAACGUCUGAAAGACAAGAGCAGGGAUGAAUGGCUUGUGCAGCUGUAUGUGACGCCGCCACUUUGCAUCGAGCGUAAGAAGUUUGACCUUCGUAUUUAUGUGCUUUUGACAUCCGUAGUGGUUGGGCGACCUCCGCGCCUGCGGAGAGGGAUUCCACAGACGUUGGGUGGCGAGACGCAUGGCAGUCAUGCGGGUCCUCUUGACGGUCUGCAGUUGUUUGUCCAUCAAGAUGGUCUUGUGCGUAUCUGCGCGGAAGAGUAUGCCAAUCCCAAUAGAAAGAAUUGUGAGCGGGCGAGUGUGCACUUAACAAAUUACGCCGUAAACAGGACUGCAGAGGGGUUUUCUAUGGGCUUUUUGGAAGAGACAGAUGAUGGCGGUGUGUGUGAGGGCAACAAACGGGACUUCAAGUUUCUGCAACAUUACGUCAACGCACUGCCCGGCGAGGACCAAAGGGUGGAGUCAACUGUUGAAACCGUUGCCUUGUCUCGCUGGGAAUGCCUGCUGCGCCGCAUCGACAUAUGCAUCAUGUUGACUUUGCUCUCUGGCUUGGAGGAGCUGCAGCGGGAGUUCAUCGGUACUGGUGCAUCACGCGGCUCACGUAGUGAUGGACGGAAUUGCUUUGAACUCCUUGGAUUUGACUUGAUGCUGACCGAAGAGCUGGAGCCUGUCCUCAUGGAGGUGAAUCAUUCCCCGUCUCUUUUCUGUGACUCGUCUUUUGACUUUGAGACGAAACGUCGCGUGGUGAUGGACGUAUUUCGGUUGCUGGAGCCGCACGUGCCAUCCAUCGAGGUGUGCGACGACGCGUCGUAUGCGGCCCACCAGGCGACCCCGCACGCCGGCACCAGCGAUGCGUCGGUUGGUUUUCGGCAGAUUUCUCCGCAGCGUACUUUUGCUGACAGUGCUGGUGGUGCUGGUGGCCCGUGGUGUGAGGAGGAGAUGCGCAUGUUUGAGGAGAUGCUGCAGCAUGCCCGGAUGAGUUGA
Molecule: messenger RNA, 1668 nt
Organism: Trypanosoma cruzi
Lineage: Eukaryota; Euglenozoa; Kinetoplastea; Trypanosomatida; Trypanosomatidae
Exons: 1
Coding region: 1-1668 (555 amino acids)
Biological process (GO): protein polyglutamylation; microtubule cytoskeleton organization
Cellular component (GO): cilium
Molecular function (GO): tubulin-glutamic acid ligase activity; tubulin binding
Source: RefSeq, a predicted model, not a curated record